AUGACAGACAAUAAUUCCAACAGUCAUUUUAAUCCACGAUACAAGGCACAGUCAACUUCUCAACUUCUAACACCUGAAUCAGCUACUGCAAAAUCGAAUUCAUCUACACCGUCACCUGCCUCGUCCACAUCGUCAUUAGCUAUGUCAAAUAGUCCCAAGAAUAGUCUGACAUCAUUUCUCAAAAUUCCACUACCGAGUCGGAAAUCAGUAGUAACACAACCAGCAGCAGAAGAUCGUUUUGUUAUGACGCUCAUUAAAAGUCCAUCAACACAUUCACCACGUACAUCUUCGAACGACUUUUCCGUAGCCGCAGCGACUACCGCUAGUCACAUGCCACAAGCGACAACAACGAACGACGACACAGGAAAUAAUAGUAAAUUUUUCAAAAAUAAAGUGACAGCUGCCUUUAAUCAUAUGAAAUACCGCUGGGUCGUACGUAUGAGACCAAAUUUUCGAACUAAUGAAUCACCAAUCUAUUUCUUGGGGAAGAAGUACAAUGGAAAAGACGAAACCACAUAUGAUGAUCUUCCUCGUCCUCAUAGUGAACAUUCUUAUGCCAGUUUUCUGAAAGCAUUUUCACAACGAAUUUAUCUUUCCUAUCGAAAACAAUUCGAACCAUUGAACGGUCUCACGCGUAGUGGAGAUCCGAUAACAUCCGAUUGUGGUUGGGGAUGUAUGAUACGUUGUGCUCAAAUGUUACUUGCUCAAACAUUACUCAUUCACAUGACGAAUACAGUUAAUCUACCUCAUUCAACUAUACAAAUUGCAGAUAAAUGUCCACGUCGAAAUUCCAUCGAAUGCUUUCGAAAUGCAAAUCGAGCUAACCGACGAAUGCAGACCUAUACAGAUAUUAUUCGACUAUUUGGUGAUUUUCCAAAUGUCAAAUGUCCAUUUGGCAUUCAUAAAAUCGUUGAAAUUGGUACUACACACGGUAUUCGUCCCGGUGACUUUUUCGGACCGGUGAGUGCAGCUCAUUGUUUGAAAGAAGCUCUGCAAUCAGCUGUGGAAUUAAAUCAAAUAUCCGACAUACUUCGAAUCUAUAUCAGUCAAGAUGCAAUCAUCUACCGACAAGACGUGAUUGAUCUAUGUGCAGCACCAUCGAGUUCACCGAAAAAUUCAACGACUUCCAACGAAAAUCAUGUCUCCGGUUGGUCCACAUCGUUACUCAUUCUUGUACCAUUGAGAUUAGGUUUAAAUGAACUUGAUUUAACAUACGAAUCGUAUCUGAAAGAAGCUUUGAAAUUAACUCAAACAGUGGGAAUUAUUGGUGGGAGUCCACGACAUGCUGUUUAUAUUCUUGGCUUUCAAGAUGAAAGUUUUAUCGAUCUCGAUCCACAUUUUAGUCAAACAACUGUUAACGUUCUUGAUGAUAUUUUUGAUUUAUCGAGUUACUCAUGUUCGUCGCCAAAAAGAUUAACUGCAAAAAAGAUGGAUCCAAGUUGUACAUUGGGAUUCUAUUGCCGUGAUAAAGCUGAUUUUGAAAUGUUUUGUGCACAGUGGAAUCAUAUUUGUCAUGUGGCUAGUGAAGAUCGACGUACUUGUCCAAUAUUUCGUAUCGAACGUGGCACAUUUCAGGAGAACCAUGCACGUCUCUUAAAUUUCGAUUAUCCAUCGUUGAACGAUGACGAACAUGUUUUUCUUCGUGUAACUAAACUACCCGCAUCUGGUAGCAGUUCACCGUUAUCAAUGACGAACUCUUAUUCAUCAAAAAAAUCCAAUACCUCAACACAACAAACUCAUGAAGUCUGGAGUGAUAAUGGCCGUUUAUUAAAUGAAAAUUCAACCAAAAAUCAUCGUACUCGAAAGCAUUCUCUUUCAGAUGACUAUGUAUUCUUGUAA
Adineta ricciae is the source of this 1839-nucleotide messenger RNA. Lineage: Eukaryota; Metazoa; Rotifera; Eurotatoria; Adinetida; Adinetidae. The record is from the annotation of a GenBank genome assembly.